AUGAAGACAGUUCCCAGCAUCGUUCUACGGUUGGUUAGGGAGGGCUCAAGGCUAACAUCACACGUUGUCUCUCAUGGUGUUUGGAAGGAGUUCAACGAGUUCGGCGAUGCCAAUGCUGUCCACGAGGAAGUAGAAGGUUACGUCGAUCCGGAGAUCGAUAAUGCGAUUUACGAAGAAAAGUACCUAAGGGCGAUCGCAAUUCUCAAGGACAGAAGUGAUGCUCUACAACCGAGUACAUCUACAGGCAUUACGAAUGGCAGCAACGGUCUGCAUUCCAACAACGACGCAAUUGUCAAUUUGCUGCAACAAAACCAACAACUAUUUGAGCGACUGGCUGCAAAUCAGGCUAGUUCGAGCACGCCGGUUCAAGUUGGUGGUGACGUCACUUUGGCGAAUUUAAGUUCGGUAUUCGCGGCGAAUUCUAAUCAGAGCGAAUUGCCAAAAAUUCAAAUCAAGCGGUUCUCUGGCAACUACACAGAGUGGCCCUCCUUUAAAGACAUCUAUGAAAACACAAUUCAUAACAAGCAACAUUUGUCCAACACACAGAAGUUCCAUCACUUGAAAACACUUCUUGUUGAUGAGGCUGCCAACUUGGUACGGCACUUGGCCAUUACGGAGACUGCUUACAACACAGCUUGGGAACGUCUUAAGGAGAGGUACAAUCAUCCACGGCACAUUGUAAACUCAUUUUUGGAGCAGUUUAUGAGCCUACCAACAACUACAAAGGUAGAUGCAUCAAUUCUACGAAAGGUGUCAGACGGAGCAAACGAAAUUAUUCGCGGAUUGGAUGCGGUCAACCAGAUGGGACGCGAUUGCUGGAUUAUCUAUCUGGCCCUGGAGAAACUUAACGCUGACACGCGGCGCAGGUGGAUUGAGCGCAGCAUGGACACGGAUUCACCAACUCUCGAGGAAUUCUUCAAGUUUCUCGAUUCUCGUUGCGAGGAACUGGAGCUGAGUAAAAGGGAGCUUGCUACUGGUGGCAAAACAACAACACAUGCAGAAAAACCAAAAAGGGUCACACAAUCGAUGGUUGCGGUCGAAGGCAGUGGCUGCACCAAAUGUAAUUCUACAGAACACACUCUGUACAGCUGUCAGCAGUUCUUGGAUAUGUCCGGGAUGCAGAGGCGAUCCUUCGUAAAGGAGAAAUCACUGUGCUACAACUGCUUGCGACCUGGUCAUGGGGUCAGCAAGAGCAAGUCGACAUACAAAUGUAGGCAAUGCAAGGGAAAUCAUCACUCCCUUCUUCAUGUCCAAGCGAAUCCACAGGCUAUUGGGAAUCUUGCCCAGAUAGCAGGGGAGGACGAGCGAAACACAAGCGCGUCCAACAACACAUCGGUGACUCUCAGUCAUUUCGCCCAAGGAGAGGGCACUCAAUCGGUUGUAUGUGCACAGGGCACUGCAAAAUCUGCACAGGAAUCGGAAGUUAAGCGAAGCAUAUUAACAACUGCCAUGGUUUAUGUUCAAAACGCAAAAGGUGACCACGUAACAUGCCGUCUCUUAUUGGACACGGGCUCAGAGCUUUCCUACGUAUCCGAGCGUUGCAUCCAAGCACUCGGAUUGACACGGUCGGCAUCACGCAUCUUGGUUACCGGAAUCUCUUCGGUGAAAGCAGACACGACCAGGGGAUGCAGCACCUUGCAUAUCAAGUCUCGUAUCUCCGAGGAUCAGUUGGUUGUCUACGCGCACGUGCUAGGCAGGAUCACUUCUUCGCUGGAAAGGCAAAACAUCGAUGCAUCGGCGCUCAAGGUUUUCAAGGAUCUGCAGUUGGCGGAUACUGAAUUCAACACAAACUCACCUGUUGACAUUCUAUUGGGCAGCGAACACGUAUGGUCAGUGUUUACAGGACGAAAGAUGUUCGACAACAAGGUGGACAUAGGUGCCACGCUUCAGAAGUUUUGGGAACUAGAAAACGUUCAAAGCAGCGCAAAAUUGGAACCGGAGGAUGAUCAAGUGGAGAAGCAUUUUCUCGCCACUCACAGUCGCGAUGUAAACGGAAAGCAUAUCGUGGAACUUCCAUUCAACACUGAAAACCCCGAAUUCGGAGGAACUCUACAAGGAGCGCUCAAACGCUUUAAAUCGGCUGAGCGGCGGCUGCAACAGAACGAGCAGCUGCGGCCCAGUAUCCAGCGCGAUCUAUUCGCUGUGUGCCUUCGUUUUCGAAUGUACAAAUUUGCAUUCUCAGCGGACAUCGUAAAAAUGUUCCGCCAGAUAUGGGUCAACGAAAAGCACAGAAACUUCCAGAAAAUCGUUUGGAGAGAAGAUCCAUCCGAUCCCAUCAAGCAUUUCCAAUUGUGCACGGUAACCUACGGAACUUCGUGCGCGCCAUUCCUGGCGGUGCGAGUGCUGGAACAACUUGCUAUCGAUCAUCAAGAGGAAUACCCAAAUGCGUCGAAAAUCCUGCUGGAGGAUUUUUAUGUCGAUGAUGUUCUUACUGGGUCAAACAGUGAGGAUGAGCUACUUCGAAACCGAAACGAGCUGGUUGAGCUGAUGUCUCGCGCCAACCUUGAACUCGGAAAAUGGGUAUCGAAUACGCCAUGUAUACAAACGGAUAAUAGCGACACACAAUCUGCACAAAUUUCACCAGUGAAGGUUCUCGGACUGUACUGGCAUCCUGGAAACGACGUUCUAACGUACAACGUCGGUCUUGCUGCAAAUCCUGAUUGCACAAAGAGACAAGUCUUGUCCGACGUCUCGAGGAUAUUUGAUCCUCUCGGACUCUUGGCACCCAUUGUCAUUCAAUUCAAAAUCCUUUUCCAAAAGCUCUGGCUCUUGAAUUUGGAUUGGGAUGACCCACUCCCAACUAAACUGGCGGACAACUGGCUGAAGUGGAGAGCAGAUCUGGACACUCUUCAAAAAUUCCGACUACCACGAUUUGUUCACAACGACCCGGACAACAUCGAACUCCACGGAUUUUCGGAUGCUUCAACCAAGGCGUAUGCUGCUGUGGUGUACAGCAGAGUUACAAAUGACGAUGGAUCCAUCUCGGUGUCCAUUGUGGCUGCGAAAACAAGGGUGGCUCCACUGAAACAACAAUCCUUGCCACGUCUGGAACUUUGCGCAGCACUUCUCCUCAGCCAACUGAUUCGCUCAAUCACAUCUGGAUUACGCCACAAGAACAUAACUGUUUUUGGCUGGUCCGACUCAUCAAUAGUGCUCUCCUGGCUAUCGUAUGCGCCAGCCCAACUCAAGACAUUUGUUGGAAACAGAACCUCGGAAAUCCUUGACACCAUUCCAAGGAGCGCUUGGCGUCACGUCGAUUCCAAAACAAACCCAGCUGACUGUGCGUCCAGGGGAUUGAUGGCUGCUGAUCUCAUCGACUUCCAUUUGUGGUGGAAUGGGCCUCAAUGGCUACGGGACAAGGAUCAGUACCUGGUAAAGUUAAAUGAUUCACGGUUCGGUUUAUCUCUUACAGACAAACGCAUUCAAGGAGAAGUCAAAUCCAACUGUUUGGCUACAUUGACAGAAGCAACCCAGAUUCAUCUACUUGAUGAACUAAUCGAACGAGUCUCUUCUUGGAUCAAGCUCGUACACAUUGUCGGCUACGUGAUGCGGUUUAUUCAACGUACUCGAAAUCCAUCUCGCGAAAAGGUAUCCGGAGCACUCUCAUUUGACGAGAUCAAAGCGGCAAGGAUUCUUUGCAUAAAGCACGCACAAGGGUGUUUCAAAGACGAUUACCAACUACUCCUCGGUAAAAAACCCCUCAAGAACCGAUCACAGCUGGUCAAACUGGCACCCAUAAUCGACGAAAACGAUUUGCUAAGGGUAGGCGAACGACUGCAUCACUCGCAGUUGUCAAGGGAUGCAAAACACCCAGUUUUGCUACCGAAAACACAUCGCAUAUCAAAGCUAAUUCUGGAACAUGAGCACCGAGUGAACCACCACCCUGGAGUUUCCUCACUUUUUGUUAUUGUUCGGCAAAAAUUCUGGAUAUUUGGAGCACGGAAUCUAAUUCGGAAGAUAACACACGACUGUUUAGCUUGCUUUCGUCAACGCUCCCACACAUCUCAGCAACAAAUGGCUAAUUUACCCAGCGUACGCAUUACUCAAGCGCUUCCAUUUAUACAUACUGGUUGCGACUAUGCAGGUCCAAUCCUUCUGAAGGAUGCAAAGGUUCGGAAGCCACGUAUCAGCAAGGGUUACAUAUGCCUAUUUGUGUGCAUGGUCACCUCGGCCAUCCACCUGGAACUUGCAACAGACCUGACCACAGAAACUUUCUUGGCUGCCUUGCGGCGCUUCAUAUCCUUACGUGGCAAGUGCAGUAAGAUCUACAGUGACAAUGGCACAAACUUUAUUGGAGCUAAGCGAUCCCUCGACGAGAUGCAAGAAUUGCUUUCUUCACAAACACACAAGGACACCGUUUCUAGCACACUAGCGGAUGAUGGUAUCCAAUGGGUACUUAUUCCCCCGAGAGCCCCUCACUGGGGAGGGAAAUGGGCGUCGGCAGUUCGUUGUGUCAAGCUACAUCUGCGCAGAAUCACCGGAAACUCAACGCUCACCUUUGAACAGAUGCGCACACUACUUGUUCAAAUAAGCGCAGUGAUAAAUUCACGCCCCUUGUGUCACACACCGGAUACGGAAACCAACUACCUAUCACCCGCUCACUUCUUGAUCGGGCGACCUUUGACCACAGUGCCAGAUCCCGAUUUGAGCCACAUCCCAGUGGGCCGAUUAGGAUAUUGGCAAAGCAUCCAGUCUAUGCUUCAAGGAUUCUGGAAAAAAUGGCAUCAGGAGUAUCUGACUACUUUGCAGCAACGUCCAAAAUGGACUACCUCAACACCCAACAUCUCCAUCGGUAACGUUGUGCUCGUAAAAGAGUCCAAUUCACCACCGGCAUCCUGGCACAUCGCACGGGUUAUGGAAACCUAUCCAGGAAAGGACGACCUCGUUCGAGCAGUCAAACUGAAGACCCAGGCAGGAGAGAUGACCAGACCGAUCACGAAAGUUGCUGUAUUGCCCCAUUCAGAAAAGGUGUUUCAGGGCGGGCCGGGAUGUUCGUGA
This is a messenger RNA of Drosophila takahashii, 4998 nucleotides long. NCBI's taxonomy places the organism in Eukaryota, Metazoa, Arthropoda, Insecta, Diptera, Drosophilidae. The record is from RefSeq and is a predicted model, not a curated record.